This is a messenger RNA of Phaeoacremonium minimum UCRPA7, 1056 nucleotides long. RefSeq names its product putative er lumen protein retaining receptor protein. The record is from RefSeq and is a predicted model, not a curated record. Lineage: Eukaryota; Fungi; Ascomycota; Sordariomycetes; Togniniales; Togniniaceae. Gene Ontology annotation, cellular component: cis-Golgi network; endoplasmic reticulum; membrane. The transcript is spliced from 4 exons. Gene Ontology annotation, molecular function: ER lumen protein retrieval receptor activity. Gene Ontology annotation, biological process: endoplasmic reticulum to Golgi vesicle-mediated transport; protein retention in ER lumen. The coding region runs from base 1 to 1056 and encodes 351 amino acids.
AUGAGCGCAUGGAAUAUCUUCAGGUUUUUGGCUGAUGCCUCCCACAUCGCAUCGAAGGUCAUCUUGAUCAUAUCAAUACACCGUAACAGGAGCGCUGAAGGUGUCUCCUUGAUCACCCAAGUCCUCUAUGCGGCCGUGUUCUGCACCAGAUACACAGACAUCGCCCAAGAAAGGUCUAAAUACAACCUGUUCUUCAAGAUAUUCUACAUCCUCUCUUCCUUCUACACCAUAGGGAUUAUGCGAUGGCUAUACCCGAGAACCCGAGAAAAGGAGCUUGCAUGGAAGAUGGGUGCUGGGGUCCUCGGCGCCUCACUGCUCAUCUCACCGUUCGCCAUGUUGAUUUUCGACAAAGGGAAUUACAGCUUGUUCUAUUGGCUGUGGGAUUUCUCCCAGAUCCUUGAGUCUGUCUGCGUUCUCCCGCAGCUCCUCCUCCUUCGCCAGACGACUGUGCCCACCGUCAUCGACUCGUUCUACCUGCUCGCCCUCGGCUCCUAUCGCGCACUGUACCUGUUGAACUGGAUAUGGCGCAAGCUACAUGGCGACCACCCCAACACGAUUUCUGUCAUUUUCGGUAUCAUACAGACUGCACUAUACGUCGACUUCGCCUGGGUGUACUACACUCGCCAGCGCGUCAAGCUCCGCAACGGAGGGGUUGUGGACGCCGACGACUUGCGCCGGGGCUGGCUACUGAACCGAAUCUUCGGUAGGCACGUCGAUUCGGAGGAGCCCGAGGACGAAGAGAGCGCACCGGCGCUGGGAGGUGGCCGUAAUGGCAGUGCCGGCGCACGGGCGACACGGUCCAAGUGGGGCAAGAGAGGCAUCUCUGUCAGCGCGGACGAUGGCGUGCUCGACCACAACCAGGCAUUCUCGGAGGAGGACGACGAGGAGCACGGCAUCACUGACGGGCUGGUGGACCCGGAUGCCAAGAUGAAAGAUCCCGACGAGCUGGCUCGAGUGUUGGACGACGAGGACGAGGAUGGCACCUUGCCGUCUACACACGGCAACGGCAAUGGAGAAUCGAGUGGAGUGAGGAAUGGCGAUGAGUGGAAUGACUGA